This is a messenger RNA of Ectocarpus sp. CCAP 1310/34, 6754 nucleotides long. Lineage: Eukaryota; Phaeophyceae; Ectocarpales; Ectocarpaceae. The record is from the annotation of a GenBank genome assembly.
AUGGUCGUGGCGGCGACCGGAACAUCGGCGAUGAACCGAUGGAAACACUGGGGGUCCACAACGGCCGGAGCCGGGGAGGAGGGCGGUCAGGGCGCGGAGGAAGAGGCAGUGGGGCAAGAGGACUACGAAAAAGCGGUGAAGAGACAUCCUCUGGCGGAUGUGACUUCGACAGAGUUGCCGCUCGGUCAAGUGCUGCGGACGGUGGGUGAGCUCGUUGGGGGUGGAGGGCUCAAAGUCUCUGCGGUGGGAAAACACAUCACCUUGCUAAAGGGCGUGCCCUCCGGCGUGUCCUCCCGAGCGACCCACCUUUUCCUCAGCAACAACAGCCUGCGCUGGUUGCGAGGCGUUGAAGCCUUUUCGGGCGUGGUCUGCCUCUCCAUCUCACACAACCUUGUGCGCCGGACGGAGGACCUCCACCCCCUCUCGCUUUUGGCUCACCUGGAGACGUUAUCGCUGGAGGGCAACCCCGUGUGCGGUGCGGCCAACUACCGGGCGCAUGUGGUCUCGCUUGCAUCCGCGUGCCUCAAGACGCUGGACGGUAGAGAGGUCAUUUCUGGGGAGACGUCCGAUGCUCCAGCCAUCGUCGCUGCCGAAAGGUCCGCGACAAGCAGCGGUUGCAGCACCGGCGGUGGCGGUAUCGGCGGCGAUCAGCUACCUUGGAGGUUUCGCCGGGGAGGAAGGGUGUUCAACGGCCAGCGGGUGGCGUGGCGUCAACGUAUGGCUGUAGCCAUGCCCGUACACCAGGCAGAUAGCUGGCCCGUUUUCGACCAAUCAGAGCUGAAGGUGCUCGAGAGACAGACCCUCGACGAGGCUGCAGAAGUGCUCGGUGAGUACGGCGAACAAAAGCGUGCGUUUUGCUUGCUGGGUUUCAUGGGAAGCACCGUGCCCUCCUUUCAAUCGUCGUCUUGGCAAACAGUGGAUUUUUCGUUUGAUCAACUCCAUCUUCCGAAUUUGGGACGCCGGAUAUCUCAAAGCGUACUCUCACCGGCGUCGUUGACAUUCCGACUGUGCGCGUGUGACAUUUUCCGGUGGAAACGGCAUGGCGACCAAGCCGAUGUUGUGACUAGCCGGCGGGCUGCGGGCCAGCGCACGAACGAGCUUUUGGAAAGCGCGGUAGCGACGCUCAAUUCACCUGGCACCCGCAUGUGGGUGCAGGUGCUAGGAGAGGUCCAGCGGCGAACUGAAGGCAAAGUGAGCGACGUUGUGUUGCGCUGCGAGAGUGUCCGUCGGCGAGAGGCGGAACGCUUUCGCCACGUGUCCGGGCAGACGAACACCUUCUUGCACGACCUCGCGGCCGCCGUCGGCUGCAGCGACAAUCAGUGGGCGGUGCCACCUUGUAAAGCAGCAGCAGUGCAGCGAACCACUGGCUCCAGCGCCGGUGGCGGCGCGCAGAGGAAUAAGAGAAGUAUAACUUCUUCUAUGCCCCUGGGGGCGUCUAGACCAUCGCCGUCGAUACCGCUGCCACAGCCAGCGGAUAAGCCCCGAGUGAGGAUGCUCUCCAGCCCCGAACGAAGCCGGACGGUACGCACGACGCUUAGUCGCAACUGUCCCGUGGGCAUCGCUGGAACCGUCCCCGUUGCAGACACUGCGCAGUCACCGGAGGCGAUGGCGGAGAAAUCGAUCGGCCUUGAUGUCCCUAACCGUGCAACAGAGAACGGAGGACGAGGUAUGGCCGGGACUGGAAAACGGGACCCACCGUCUCCGGGACAUACUCCUCGCGGGAUUGAGGGGGAAUCGGCCACCGGGGGCAAGAACGAGGUGGCGCGUACUGAACCGAACAAAACUCUCGAUCUUGCCGCCCAGGCGCUUCGUAAUCGCUCUGCUUCGCCAGCCCUGCUUGGUGCUCAGUCCGAGGCUGGAGCGGUAGGGCAAGGCACCACGGUGGCGGCGGUGGAGCGGGUGCCAGAGGUUGGAGCGGUCGGAAGGGGUCAGAACCCUAAAUCUAUAACAACGAUGACCUCCGCGGCAAAGGUUUUACUAGCUAGGAGAGAGGACGGCGAGAGACUGGGCGGCCCGUUCUCCCCGUCCCCACCGCCGGUAGCUGCUUUACAAGACCCUUCUUCCAAAAAGUCAGCGGUGGCGGGGCGCAGAAAUCCACCAAUGGCGGAGGUUGAUGAGCUUGUGGACAGUGGCGGAGACAACAAAGCAGAGACUCAAUUGUCGAGAUGCCGCGUCAGCAACAGGUUCGAGGGAAGACCAGACGGUGCUCCACAAAUUGUGAACGGGUCAAACGCAAGAGGGAAGCUGAUUGUUGGACAAAACAGCACUGGAGAAGGCCCGGAAAGCAAUGAAAGGAGAUCAGAAUUCCGCAGAGUCUCUCCUGGUGGUGAGUCGGAGGAGCAGCCACCACAACCUGACUCUAUGGCUUCUCCAGGCGUGUACACCCUCGCCACGGCAGCAGCCAACCUCGUUGAUGGCCGUCCCGCGACUGGGCAGCAACAGCUCGGCGUCCGAUGGGAUGUUGGGACGAUUCGGAGUGGUACGGCCGGGAACCCAGCCGAACAAGGCGAGGGUGGAGGUGCGGAGGGCGAGGUGCGCGCCGGAGGUCAUCACGGGAGCACCUCCGAGGCGACAAGGCAGCUCCUGCGGGAAGCUCUGCGGGUGAAGCGUGUGCUUGCCGAGAUGGACAAGGCCGACGCUACCGGAUCCGCUAUUGACAACGGCCUCGGAGACGAGGAUCCCGAGAAAUUCCUCGCUAGCGUCGGCCUGGUCGAGCUCAAGCCCUUGUCCGCGAGGCUCGUGGAAGCACUGGAACGCGCGCCUCGACCCCUUCGAGGAGAUACCUCUGUUGCCGUGCCCGAGCCACGCACCACGCGGGGGCUACGAGACCAGGUGGCCGCUCUGGGCAAAGAGGUGGUCCAGCGAACGGAAGCGUGCGCCGAGGCACGAAAACUGCACGCGGCGCUGCGGAGGCAGGUCGAGGUCACACGCCGAGCCCGCGCUAGAAACCUUGACAGGGUGGACGUGACCUGCCGCACGCUGAUCGCCAAGGCUGGGGGCGAGGUGCAGGUUCUCCACGAGUCCAGGCGCGUCGCGCACGAGGCAGAACGCUAUCACGCGACCCUCGCCCGAAUCCAGGAGCAAGUGGAGGCGACCACUGGCGAAACUCGCAAGAUUGUCUCCACCAGCGAAGCCAUUGCAUGGGAACUCCGUGCAGAGAUGGAGGGGCGCGGUGGGGAGCUCUCAUGCCGCAAACGCGAUGCCGAAGAGGGGCUGGCGGAUUGGGAGAGAGCGGCACAAAACGACCCACACUUGCGAGCCCGCCGCCGGGCCUACGACUGCGAACUUCUAGUUCUUCGCCACCGGAUGGGUUGCGGCGGCGCCAACAACAUCAGCCUCGCCUCCGCAUUCCACCACCUCCGCACCCGCACAGCGCAGCAGCGGCGAGCUCGAGAGUGGUUUGAAAGGUCUACUGCCCGCUGCAACGCACUCCUUGUUCGCUCCGCUUUUUCCGCCCUCGCUAGAGGAAGUCGGUCCAGGGCAGCGACGGCGGCGGUGGCCGCCGCUCGCUGUCGGAGGGGCCUAGCCGCUUGGAAACGGGCGGCCACGUUAGCCCGGAAGAUCCAGACGUUGUGCUGGAUGAGGGAGCGGGCGGCUGCCGUGAAGACCUUACGGGGAUGGCGGCAACGGUGUGUGAAGGCGGUGUAUUUGGAAGGCGGCGGCGUCGGGGGUGAUGAUGGCAGGUGGGCGACUGGGCGAGAAGAGAGGGAGGAUUCAGAGUGGAGGCUAGAGUUGUUUCGGGAACGCAGGGCCAAGAGGAUUGUACUUCAGGCAUGGCGGGCUGCGGCGCAGACGUCGGCGGUGAUAGCGGUGAUGCUCGGGGAGACGAGAUGUGGCUGGGGGCCCGGGGUGGGGCGACGUGGCUGUGCGCCCAUUCAAGAUGAGGUUGCUGCGUAUUCAGGGUGGGGCGCCAGGCUUCGCACUGCCGAGGCCCUCGGGCGUCGGCAUCGGUUUGAGACUCAAAUCGGUUCAGCCUUCCGUUGGUGGCGGCGACAUCGGCAGUGCAAUGUGCUGGCCAGAACGGCAGGUCAACGGCGAGCGAUCCGGCGCUGGAGGCACCGGGUGAACGAUAUUCGUUCGUCACACGAGGCUACUGCUGAGGCUCGGGGCAGGAGUCCUCGCCUGGCUUGGACGGCGGCAUUUGCCCGACGGCGCCGAUUCGCUGCCCUCUCCGUAUGCUUUUCUGCGUGGACGUCCACCCCCCGCCGCGUGGCGGCAAUCCACUCCCUCACGAGACGGGCCGCAGCACGACGGCGGCGCCUCGCCCUCGCAGUGGGCUUUCGCGCGUUCAGUCUUUCAGGCCGCCGAGCAGCAACCGCUGCAUUAGCGGCCACUGCGGAAAGAAGCCACAACAGGCGUGGUGAAGACAUGACUAGGUACAACAAUGGCCAUGGGCCGAGAAGAGACAUGGGCUUUGUUGUUGAGGAGGCUACUGAUCCCAUACAAACGGCUAUCGCCGCGAAGGUUGCGCUGGAGGGGGAGGUGAGCUUACUCCGGGCAGGCCUAGCGCAGGAAAAAGCCCGUGUUCUAGAGCGGCACGCAGUGGUGUGCGAGAUGGCCAAGGAGGUCGCCCGCUCCGAACGGGAGCGAGCGCGGUACGCCAAGGUCCUUCGUCAACAGGUGAAGGAGCAGCAACAGAAGCCGCCGCCGCCGCGCUCUUCCCCGCCAAACAUGACCACGGGCGCCGAAGGGGAAGAUCGGGCCUUGGGUAAACCCUCGUUGCCGUGGCAUGAUGGGUUUAUGACUGUGCAGCGUGAAGGUGAGGAGAGUGGAGAUGGGGAAGUUGCCGCAGCAGUCGUCGGAGAACCCUAUCGUUCCCGCGGGAGUGGGAAGAUGGGCUCGAUGAAGCUCACAGAAAAGGAGAGCUUGCUGAUCAUGAAGCUUCAAGCGGAGACUCGGGAAAUGCGCCGAAGAGAGGCAGUGGCGGCGAAGCAGGAGGAACGGCUGAAAUUGGAGGCAGCGCGGAAAGCAGCCGCGACCGCAGCGUCGCUCGAAAGUGCUUUGGCGGAGCAGAACCGGCUAAAGGCGCAGGCAGAGCAGCGCGAGGUUCUCAUCGCCCAGCUGGACUCGGAAGCUCAGCAGGCGGCCGCGCAAGCUGCUGCCCUCUCGGACCGGCUCGCGGGAGCCGAGCAAGACCUUGGCUUCGAGGCCACCCGCAACACACAGGAGCUGCGCGAGAGGAACGAGGGCAAUGCCCGCCUUCGAGCAGCGGCUACCGCCGCCGAGGAACGCAUCGCUAUCGCCGAAAGUACCCUGCGGCAAAAAAGGCUGGAGAUCGAGGAGUUACGAUCGAAAUGCGCAAAGGCUGGCCUGGGUAUCGGUGGCCGGGGUAAAGGGGGCCGCCAGAGCCGCGGCGGUAGGGCGAGCGAUACAGCGGGGUUGGAGUUUCGAAUUUUUGCUGCUUCGGCGGACGCUCGGUCUGCCCUUGACAGGUGCACCGUCGCUGCCGACGAGAGGCGCACUGCUGCGGGGUCUGUGCUUGCAGAAGCCUUACGCGUGGCCGGAUCGGAGGCUGAUACAAUCAAGUCCAACGAGGAAGAUUUUGACUGUACUAGUCGCGAUGAAGGAGGAGUGGCGGCGGCCCGACGGAUUGCGGCAGAGAGCGUGGCCGACGAACGACGUGAAGUGGCGGACCUUGCGUUGCGGGAGGCGGAGGCCAAGCUACGCCACUCCGCCGACCUCAGCCUGCGCGCCAGCCUCGACCACCGACCAUUAGCAAACCCAAGGCCUUCGUUCGAGGAAGGCGCAACUACAACCCCCAGUUCCAAGGUCAAUAGCCCUGUGCCUGGGUCUCGUGAUCCCGCUCCUGACAGACCCGAAAACCGAAAGGGAAACCCCAAUCUCCACGGGAACUUCAGAGAGGAGGCCGCCACUGAGCAAGAGCACCCGAUUGAAGAAAAACGUGCAUCUCAGCCCGCGCGUAACAAGGACGGUGAGCUAGCUAGGACUGGCGAAACGACCCUCUUCAAUUCCUCAUCUUGUCCUUCCUCCUCCAGUUUGCCGAGCGGGGGGCACCAAAGCAACAACGAGAGCGGCAGCCACGCCGAGGGCAUUGGUGAAGCAGGCAGGUGUCCUGAUCCGGGUGUACGAAACGAACAUAGCUUGAAGACUGACGCCGAUGGUAGGCAACAUCAGCAGCAGGAACCAGCCCCGGACGGUUUGCGAGAGUUGAAGCGGGAGAUUUUCGACCUCGAAGGGAAGAUUUUGGGACGCCUUGGUGGUAGCGGUGGUGGCCAUGAUGACAGACCGACCGAGAGGUAUCCUUCCGGAAAUCGCGAAAGAAAUGGAAAUGUUGUCGUGGCAAACUUCCUGGAGAACUCAACCCGCGGCAUGACAACCCGGCAUGGACAGCGCCAGCAGCAGCAGCAGCAGCAGCAGCAGCGGCCCCCAUCAAGUCGAAAAGAAGCCUCGCCCACUACGAUGGUCCGUCGAAGCGUAAGCUCGAGGCCGUCAUUUUCGACAUCUAUGAGGGCAACACGUCGCGGGCGGGAAGCAAAAGUGUCGCCUGCGGGGCGCACAAGGACUGGCCGCGAUCCGCACGGCGUGGAACGCACAAGGCGUCCCCAAAAGACGGCAAGAUCGAUCGAAGCAACCAGCUCUUGCCCAGACUGUUCGCCUUAGCUGGGAUAGGGUGUCCGCCGUCGCUUCGGCGGAAACAUCAGCGUCUGGCCGCAGCGGGGGAAGUAGACGAGGCGAUUUGAGGCGGACCGGAAGCCGUAAUAACAGUUUUGGCACGCGGUGACCGACUUGUUGG